AAAAAAACAAAAGGCAAUUCUACAUUGCCUACAUUCAUUUGCUAGUACCACCACCUUGUACUGUUGUUAAUGCUACCCACUUCCCUCAUUCUCCUCAACCAACCUUUUCUCUUCUUAUUUUUUUUCCCCCUAUUUUUAAAUUGUUUUUUUUUUCCUCCCAUUAAUCAAUUACCACCACCACACUGCCAGUAGUUAUCUUUCUCUAUUUGCUUCAUUCUUUUUUGGGUUUUUUUUUUUUGACCUUUUUCUUUCUUCUUACAUUAUGCUUUUGUAUGUUCACACGCUUACCUCAAUUUUGUUUUUCUGACUCACUGGGUUGGGUUGGGUUGGGUGGGGGAGUUGUAGUUUUCAAGACUUUUGCUUCUUGUUGUUGCUUGGUUUGACAGUCAAGUGGGAAGCUCAAAGAUUGGAUUUUGAUGCUCAAGGGAUGUGGAAAUCUCCAUCUUCUGAGCUGAUUUUUGCCGCCAAGAUGGAAUCUUGAUGCGGGUUUUUAGCUGAUUCAGCUCCCCACCCAGGUGGAUGAAGUAAAAAUGAUUUGAGCAUAUCAAAUAACUGCAUUUAACCUAAAGAUGAGUGGUUCAUUUACUCUUAUGGUUUAAAGAGAAGAAGAAAUGGGGGAAGAAUCGUUAUGCCGUGAUUUGGAAUCCUUGAGUGUAUCUAAGCGUCUUGUUAGAAGUGUCAGCCAGAGAUUGAAGAGGAAGAAUCUGAGAGGUGAAGAAGAAGAAGAGAACGGAAGUGUGAGCUGCCUUCCAUUGUACGGUAGAGGUGGUGGUUGUAAGGUAGGGGCCGAUACUGGAGAAGAGUUUGUCGGGGAUUACGGAGGAAGGAGGAGGUCGACAAGUGAGGAAGUCAGAGGAUACAUGACGAUAUGUGGAUACGAGGAUACGGCUGUGGAUUGCUUUUCCUAUGGGAUUUGGAGGAAAAAUAACAGAAGAAUUUUACAACUCAAAGCAGCUGCGACCCCACAAGAUGGGGUGAAUGUGUUUCUUCCUGACGACAUAUUGGAGAUGUGUUUGGUGCGACUCCCGCUCACAAGUCUCAUGAAUGCUCGCCUUGUUUGCAGGAAAUGGAGGAGCUUAACCUCAACAUCCCGUUUCAUUCAGAUGAGGCGGGAAGGCACAUAUCCAAGUCCGUGGUUGUUUCUAUUUGGGGUUGUUAAAGAUGGAUAUUGCUCCGGGGAGAUCCAUGCGCUGGAUGUGUCACUUAGCCAGUGGCACAAAAUUGAUUCCGAGAUUCUUAAGGGAAGGUUCUUGUUCUCGGUUGCUAGCAUUCAGGAUGAUAUUUUUGUUGUUGGAGGUUGUUCCAGUUUGACCAACUUUGGAAGAGUGGAUAGAAGCUCAGUUAAGACGCAUAAAGGAGUUUUUGUGUUCAGUCCCCUGACAAAAUCUUGGCGCAAAGCCACCUCCAUGAAAUACGCCCGAUCAUCGCCUAUUUUAGGAGUUUCCGAAGUCAGCCCAGAUUGUUUCAUCAUUAAAAGUCAGCAAAACAGACAUGAAAGGCGAUUCUAUCGGUCAAGAGUUGGUGGCGUGUCUGAUGUUUACGAGGAUCCACACCGUCUUUCAGUUAGGCGUCAAUCUAGACACUCUCUUGAUGAAAAUGAUGUCUUGAGAACGCACAAUGCGAAGCUGCACAAGAGUUCUGGACUGAAAAGCGAACAUUCUCAUAAUAUUAAAACUCCCAGGAGAUAUGUAAUGAUCGCUGUGGGAGGGCUUGGCCCAUGGGAGGAACCAUUAGAUUCAGCGGAGCUUUAUGAUUCAGUUUCAAAUAAAUGGAAUGAACUCCCUAGGCUGCCUGUAGAUUUUGGAGUUGCUUGUUCUGGGGUUGUUUGUUGCGGAUUUUUCUAUGUUUACUCAGAAACAGACAAACUCAUUGGGUACGACAUGGAAAGGGGCUAUUGGGUGCGAAUCCAAACCACGACACCAUCCCCUCCACGCGUUCUUGAGUACUAUCCGAAGCUCAUAUCAUGCAGUGGCCGCUUAUUCAUGGUUUCUGUGUCAUGGUGUGAAGGUGAUGGCCAAAUUGGGAGGAGAAAUAAAGCAGUUAGGAAGCUGUGGGAGUUGGAUCUGAUGUACCUUAGUUGGAGGGAGAUAUCAGUCCAUCCAGAUGCACCGAUGGAUUGGAAUGCUGCAUUUGUUGCGGAUAAAAAUUUGAUAUUUGGAGUGGAAAUGUUCAAAAUAUUUGGACAGGUGUUGGAUUUCUUGACCAUGUUUGAUGUUUCUGAUGAUACAAAGAAGCUAAACAGUUGGAGUCACAUUUCCAGGAAUCAUGUGGCGCAUCAUCAUGAAUUGGAUGCAGCUUCUUGCAUGACUAAAUCAAUGGCUGUGUUACAUCUUUAGAAAUGGAUAAUUGUUAUGCAAAAGUAAAUUGGGGCUGUCCGAUUUACUGCUCUUAUUUCGGUCAUGUUUUGUUGAUGAAUGUAAAUCGAAUUUUGACAUUGAAUUCUUUUGUUGUUAUCAUGAAGUUAUCAUCUGUAUCUUUUUGUUAAUGUAACCACCUUACGUGAACCAUAGGGCUUUUGCUUGCUGAGUGUAGUACUGGUGUCAUUUUUUAAACCUCCAGUACAAAGUUGGCGUUCAAAUAACUAUCAACAAAAAUAUCCAUUUUUAUCAAAUGCAAUGGACAAUUUGUGUG
Messenger RNA from Oldenlandia corymbosa var. corymbosa, 2631 nucleotides. Lineage: Eukaryota; Viridiplantae; Streptophyta; Magnoliopsida; Gentianales; Rubiaceae. The record is from the annotation of a GenBank genome assembly.